Molecule: messenger RNA, 157 nt
Organism: Ilex paraguariensis (yerba mate)
Lineage: Eukaryota; Viridiplantae; Streptophyta; Magnoliopsida; Aquifoliales; Aquifoliaceae
Source: the annotation of a GenBank genome assembly
AUGAGGCUGGCCAUCAGGGUCACCAGGAUUUGGGCACUUUGCCUGGCGAAAAUCUCCAUGUUUGUGGUGUUCACAGUCUUCUACCAUGAAUGCAGAAAGAGCCAUGAGAAGGUAGGGGAUGAAGGAGAACAAGGUCUCUAUGUUGCCAUUCAUUCAG